Parnassius mnemosyne (clouded apollo) is the source of this 3435-nucleotide messenger RNA. Lineage: Eukaryota; Metazoa; Arthropoda; Insecta; Lepidoptera; Papilionidae. The record is from the annotation of a GenBank genome assembly.
AGUUCAGAGCUGGCGUUCGUUGCGGUCGCUUGUGUGAGAAUUACUUUUCUGGGCAACCUUGAAUGUGCUCUCGUUAAGUCAUCUCGCUGCUUUAUAGGGGAGGAAUCUAGAUGAAAUGAUUUAAUUGGUAAAACUUAAAGCUGUGUGUGUAUGUGAAAACUUGUUGCAUAUGUGUUGUUAGAAUUCGAAUUGAAGGGAUAUUUUGGACGUUUAAUGUUGACUUAUAAAACUUACCUCAGGUGGGUUUAUGAAAAGUGAAAUAGUUUUUGAACAGGAAGAAGUUCAAUGCACAAGCUACCGGUUAGAAAUGUAGUUAAUAAAAGAAAGUAUGGGACAUGGUUUGAUAAUUUUAUGUUAUUUUGAAUGUAAAUAAUGAGACAUAUUAUCGAUUACUUCAUACUAUGUGCUCUGUAGUGAUGUGUCGUCAUCGAUCAUGAUUGUGUCUCGCACGCAACUAGUGCUGUUCUUUGCUCUUCUACAUUAUCGAGCCGAAAGUCAACAGGAAGUGCUUAUUGAAGAGUCACUGGAGGUAGAGUCAGUACAAGGACCGACGGGCGGGCGAGUGGAGUUGCCUUGCGAUGUGAGUCCAGCUCUCUCCGCAGACAAAGUUGGCCUCGUUAUAUGGUAUAAGCAGGGUCACGAAACACCAAUAUAUUCAUUAGACGCACGAGAGGGCAUAACGUCUCAGUGGUCCGACCCUUCUACCCUGGGUAAUCGAGCAACUUUUCGAACGAAUACCACCCCUGCUGUGCUGGUGUUAAAUAAACUAAGGCCAGAAGACAGCGGCCAAUACAGAUGUAGAGUGGACUUUAUAAAAUCUCCGACUAAGAAUUCAAGACUCAACCUCACAGUGCUUAUUCCACCAGAUCGACUGAUCGUAAUUAGUGAAGGCAAUGAUGAAGUGCACGGGAAUAUACUUGGCCCUUACGACGAAGGAGCAGAGGUGAAUUUAACCUGCAUAGCUGUUGGAGGUCGUCCGAUAGCAAGGGUGUCAUGGUGGAAGUCGCAUGCUUUACUCGCCAACUCAGAAGCAAGAGCUACAGUCUCACUUAAACUUCACAGGCCUGACUUCGGUACCGAUAUCACAUGUCAGGCAGUAACGGAUCCAUCAAUACCUCCAUUAUCUAACAGGCUUUCGAUUGACAUGAAUUUGCCUCCGCUUUCGGUGCGAAUACAAGGAGGAAAGCGACCUUUAGUGGCUGGUCAAAGUACGGAAUUAACAUGUCAAGUAGUGGGGGCCAGGCCGAAACCUGUUAUAUCUUGGUGGAAAGGAGGAACCAAGUUAACUACUGUAAGGGAUUCUACUUCGAUGGAUGGAAAUAUCACCAUAAGUGUUCUAACUUUUGUGCCAGCGAUAGAAGAUGCAGGCAGAGUUUUAUCAUGCAGGGCAGCUCAACCAAAAAUAUCGCACACUACUCGAGAAGACGGCUGGAAAAUGGAGAUACAGCAUUUACCGGUCGUUACAUUAAAGUUUGGUGCGAACUUGGAUGCCGAUAAAGUAGUGGAAGGAUCUGAUAUCUACUUGGAUUGUAGAGUCCGUGCAAACCCUUGGUACAGCAAUGUUCAUUUCACUCAUAAUGGUAUUACAGUGAAGGCGGGACCUGGAGUAUUACUCGCAAAUCAAACUUUAGUUUUACAACACGUGUCUAGACAAGCGGCUGGUCCCUAUGUUUGUUCUGCAACAAAUAUCUUGGGUGAUGGAUUUAGUUCACCAUUAAUUUUGGAUGUAAAAUAUGCUCCAACUUGUAAAUCGGAACAACCGAUCAAUAUCAGGGCAGCGAGAGGGGAAGUUGUCGAGAUUGAGUGCAUCGUAGAUGCUAAUCCUAAAGUUUCUUUAACGUUUCAAUGGUGGUUUAAUAGUACGACACACGCGAAGCGUGAAUUGAAAAUUUCUCCGCUAAACGUACAAAAUCAAGCAGGUACGAUUCUCUACGUUGUGAACUCGUCAGCGGACUACGGCUGGGUACAGUGUGUUGCGUCUAACUUAGUGGGGUCACAGACACUUCCCUGCGUGUAUCACAUUUUACCAGCAGAAAAGCCGUCAGCAGUCAGGAAUUGUGAUAUCACAAAUGUGACGUAUGAUUCCCUCACACUAAACUGUACGCCAGGUCAUGAUGGCGGGGUCCGCCAAACGUUUUUUCUGGAGGUUUUCGACAAAACAACAGGUAUGUUACUGCGUAACAUAAGCAACGAAGAGCCGCUCUUUGAAGUACCUGGACUUUCCACGAGUGGCGUCCUAGCGUUGUCAAUAAGAUCGUAUAACAGUAAAGGCUUAAGUGAAGCUUUUACGCUUGCGUGUAGUCUUUUGCAAUAUCCGGAACGAAGAACAGCGCAAGUGCCCGUCAAAGUAGAAUUAACGACACUACUAAUAACAGUUCUGGCGGCGGUAGUGAUAAUUACGAUCAUGGCGGCGGUGUCCGCCGCAGUGUGCUACUGCAAGUAUUGUAAUAACAGGGAAGAUACAAACGAGAAAGCUAAAAGGUCCCAAGAAGAGAGUUUAAACGUGUUGCUUACAGGUGAGAAAAAGACUGACAGUGCUGAUAGCUUAGAUAAGAAUCCGGAUAUUAUACCUUUAAACACGAAACUAAGUGAUACUUGUUCUAACAAAUCGUCAAACACAGACUAUAGUUCUGUCAGACCUUUAAUAUCUACAACUAAUGUAGAUGAAUUUGAAAUACCCAAUCGUUUCAAUGCACAUUAUAAUCAUGCAAUAAACAGUACUUACCAGUAUGAACAUCCACUGAGAUAUAGGAUACCCAAUUUCCAACCAAGUUUGGCGCCGAUGCCGAACAUUGGAACAAAUGUUUAUAGGCAACCGUUUCAUAAUGUUUAUGAAGAUUGGUUGAGAUAUAAAAACGCGUUACCUUUAGAUAGUAGCCAUUUGCUACCAUUAGAGCAACUAAGACCUCCAGAGGAAUAUAUCUCUCCGCCACCUCCGGUACUCAGCGACUUAUGUCCCAAUCCAAAUUCCCAGUGCCAUCUGCAGGAAUCCCAUUUGCGAGAAAUGGGACAAAGACAUUCCUCAAAUGAAAGUAAUCCGGCUUUGAGUCAAAAUCUGAAAAUGUCUGAUUUACCCUCUGUGAGAGUACAUUCAGAAAGUAGUAGUGCAUAUUUUAAUAAGUUCGGUGUUGCAACAAACACUAUACCCCGUAUGAAAGGUACUAAUACAAUGUCACCAAAGCCCCGGCUAAAGGAAAUGAAACUGGAUUCCACGAAAUCCACUGAGACUGAAACUGAUUAGAAGAAACAUUAAAAAUUUAAUGCGUAUGUAAUACAAGGCUGUCCGAAUAUUAUGAAAGUGGUAGUAAAUAUUGUACAUACAUAAUAAUAAGCAUAAUAACGAACUGUUGAGCAAAUUUAAAAUCUUUGUUGUGUAUAAUAAAUACUAAUUAACAAAAUAAAUUUUAUAAAUGUGUUAUUAUUAUUUAUAUCCCA